AGGUGAACGGGAAGGCGCCAUUUUCAUUGAUCGGCAUUCGACAGGACGACAACAAAGAUACCCCGUUGACUACCGCCGGCAGAGGCGGAGAGAGAGAUGAAGGAAUACGUGGGCAUGGUGGCAGCACAGAUCGCCCAAGUGCUGCUGAUUAUAGUAAGCAAGUACGCCAUUGCUGAUGGCAUGUCCAACUACUCCUUCAUUUUCUACUCCAACGCCCUCUCUUCACUCAUCCUUCUUCCCUUUUCUCUCAUCUUCCACAGAUCGGCCAAUCGUCCUCCACUUACCAUCAUCGUCAUCUGUGGAUUUUUCAUUAUUGGCGUACUAGGUUUCUUCGCACAGGUAUUUGGGUAUUCUGGUAUCACAUUAUCCUCUGCUACUCUUGCAACGACAUUGCUCAAUCUCACCCCAGGUUUUACAUUCCUACUCGCCAUCUUAUUUAGGAUGGAAGCAUUUGACUUAAGCUUAACCACACAGGCAAAGUUCAUCGGCACUGUAGUGUCAAUCGCAGGAGCUAUCAUCAUAACUCUUUACAAAGGCCCUUCGAUUCUAUCAUCUUCUUUAAAAUCAGAAAUCUCUCAGCAUCUUCUUGUGAAACCAUCAGAUUGGGUACUCGGUGGCAUCUUUAUAGCAAUCACCUCCAUACUUUCUUCAAUGUGUUUCAUUGGACAGGCAACUGUUUUAAAGAAAUACCCUGCAGAAGUGAUUGUAAUGUUCUCUUACUGCAGUGUCUACACCAUCUUAUCAGCUCUAGCUUCUUUCAUUGUGGGAGAUGAUCGGAGUUCUUAUAGUUUAAGGCCUAAGAAGAGGCUGCUUUUUGUCCUCUACUCGGGGAUUUUUGGGUCAGCUUUUCAAUUUACAGUUCAAGCAUGGUGUCUAAAAAGGAGAGGUCCAGUUUUUAUUACUAUGUUUCAUCCAAUUGGAAUUGUGAUCUCAACUUUCAUUGGUGUCAUUUUCUUAGGUGAUGGUGUCUAUCUUGGAAGUUUGUUGGGAUCAGUAGUUGUUGUUAUUGGGUUUUAUUCUGUUAUGUGGGGAAAAGCUAAAGAAAAAAUUGUGGUGUUUCGUAAUGAAGAAGCACCUCUUUUGCAAGAUGUUGAGGAGCAGAUUACAUCUCUCUCACCAUGAUACUCAAUCUCUUAACAUGAAUUAUAUCAUUGUUUUUUUGAAAGGAAAACAAUUUUUUUUUUUUCGUUUGAAGUGAUGUAUGUACAAAGUGGGUGAAUGGGUGUCUAUGGGAUUAAGGUUUUAAACAAUAUAAUAGCAAAAAAAAAUAAAAAAUAAAGAUAAAUAAAAACAGAGGGG
Messenger RNA from Lactuca saligna, 1299 nucleotides. The record is from the annotation of a GenBank genome assembly. Lineage: Eukaryota; Viridiplantae; Streptophyta; Magnoliopsida; Asterales; Asteraceae.